Messenger RNA from Effrenium voratum, 3123 nucleotides. The record is from the annotation of a GenBank genome assembly. NCBI's taxonomy places the organism in Eukaryota, Dinophyceae, Suessiales, Symbiodiniaceae.
AUGGUGUUAGAUUUCUCAGGUGCGAUCGCCAACGAUUCAAAGACAUCGGCAAAGGAGAAAGAGGCAUGCCUUGGGUUCUGCGAUGCCGAGAGCAAGCUGGACAAAGAGGAUGUGGACGGAUGCCUGGCGAUUUCCAAAGAGGUAGUCCAAAAGUUCGAGGCGAUCAAGCAUCCCACGGGUGUGGCCGAUACCCUGAGGAUGAUGGUGCUAGCAUACCGCAUCCAAGCGGAUGUGCUGCGGAGCGCGGAAGAGGACAAGUCCAAAGAUAUCAAGGCCGCGCUGAGCACGGCCGAGUCCCUGGCGCGGGAGCAGGCGGCGAAGUUCGGGGCGCAGAGCGACAAGCGGGGCGAGGCCGUGCUGCUGCUGGCGGCGGGGGAGAUCAACUACAACAAGCGAGGCGGGAAGAAGCGAGUGGAAGCCUUCGAAGAUCUGAAGAAGGCGAAGAAUUUGGCCAGCGAAGCUGGGGACAAGAAGGUGGAGGCCACGGCGGUGUUCGUUCAGGCGAAUGCGGCCAUCAAGCUGCGGGCCAACGACGACGCCUACCGCUUCGCGCAGGAGUCCUACAAGCUCUAUGAGGAAGCAGACGACAAGAAGGGCAUGGGUAAGGCUUUGCACAUCAUGGCCCUCGCGCAGGUCUUGGCAGAGGACUUCGAGGAUGGGAUCAAGACGGCGGAGCAGGCCCUGGCGAUCUUCAAGGAGCUGGCCCUCAGGAAGCUGGAAGCCUUUGAGCCCUGGGAACUCUUCAUCAUUGCCCACUACUACCUCACGCGGAAGAUGGGGCGCGAGGCCAUUCCCUUUGCUGAGGACGCGCUGGAGCUCUUCAAAGAAGUCGACUUUGAUGGCUCGGGCUGGACGUCCAACGCUUUUGACUGCCUGACGCAGGCCUUCAUCUGCAAGGCCGGAGCACUCGGUUACGAGGGCGACGCGAAGAAAGCGAUGAUCAUCUCCGAGGAGGCGGUAGAAUAUUUCGAGCGGAAGAAGGACAAGCGAGGACAAGUGAUGGCGCUCAGCACACUGGCGAACUCCUACUGUGCCAAGGGCGACUAUGAGCAAGCAGUUCCGCUGAUUGAGGAGACCCGCGAGAUCAUCAAAUCCCUAGAUGAUGCCAGGUGGGAGGCCAGCAUCCUGCACCAGCUCGCCUCCGUCCACAUGCUGCGAGAGUCCUAUGCGGAGGCGGCCUUCGCAGCAGAGGAGGCCAUGUCCAUCUACCAGGACCUGAAGGAUAGGCACAGCGAGGCCCUGGCGAUGAAUUAUAUCACCCAGGUGGCGAUUGCGAAGAACGACUACGAGAAGGCCAUCCAGACCGCGCAAGAGCAAGCUGCUAUCUUCAACGAGACCGGGGACAAAAGCAAGGAAGCCUCCUGCUUGCUGACGGUGGCCACGGUGCACGGCACGGAGGGCCGGCUGGACGAUGCCUUGCGCGUGGCCAAGGAAGCUCAGGAGCUGUUCCAGGAGAAGAAGGACCGCUCUGGGGAGGCCCGGGCGCUGAAUGUGCUGGCGGACAUCUAUUGCGACCUCCGGGAGGUGGAACAGGCGGUGAACCUGGCCAAGGAGAUGCGUGCCAAGUUGCAGGUGUACGUGUCCAUGACUUCAGCAAGCAUGGCUAGCGUACACUUGGAGGCCUUGAAUGGCGGCCGCAGGUGCGGGCCGAAGUACUUGGGUCGGCGGUGCGGAGCGGCCAUGCUGCGCAGGUUUGGCAAAGGCCAGGUUGAAAAAGGCUCCUCCUCGUACUGCACAGCGGUGGAGCAAACUGCCGACUGCCUCUGCGUUUUCGACAUUGACAGGACUCUGACAGCGCGGCAAAAUGCGAGCACUAGUUGCCCGGGCACGCGGGAGCUGGACAUUUGGGAUUAUUCUUACGGAGGUGGCAAGGUACUGCUUUCGGCCCUGAGCGUCGCAGGGAUCAACUCCACCUUCUGUGACAACUGCUACCUGGGCAUAUGCUCCGCCGGGAACGGCAGUGGCGUGACAUCCGCUUGGAACCAGUUUUUGCUGGAGCAGGUCAUGCGCAGCAAAGCGCAGGAUGCACUCUCGGAGCAGUUUGCCUUUGUAAAGCAGUGGACCUUGGGCUCGCGGGUGAACAGCCCGUACGUGCUAAUGCAGCCAGAGGGCACGAAGCAUCGCGCCGCGGAGAAGAUCCGGCGUUGGUAUGAGGACCAGUUCGGCUUUCAACUGGAACGGUCCAAGGUGUACACCUUUGAUGACAAGGUGGAGAACAUCCAGAGCUUUGCCUAUAGCGGGCUCUCCUCCAAGCAAGUCUCCUGCGCCUCUCGACACGAGGAGUUUGUGCAAGACUUGGGGCUCUGCGGGGCGCGGCCCGAAGAGAUUCUGCCUCAAGCUGGUGAUGUGAUUCUGCGGGCGGGCUCCAGAAAAAGUUAUCUGGGCGGCGAAGGCGACAUGAAGGCCGAGGUUGGCGCCAUCCGCACGCUCUCCAACAUCUACUUGGCCUCCGACAUGCCCGGGGAGUCCGUGCGGGCGGCCAAUGAAGCCGUGCAGCUGAGCAAGCGCGUUCAUGACCGGCGCCAGCUGGCGGAGAACCUCAUCCUUUCCUCCGAGGCGAACAUCGCCUUGGCCAUGCAGGACAACCCCAAGGGCCUGGCCAAGGGCUCGGAGCGGUCCCUGAAGCCCGCGAGGGAGGCCUUCAAGGUGGCGAAAUCCAUCGGCGCUGGCAAGCUCAUGGGCAUGGCUAUGCACCAGACAGCCUACGUGCUCCUGGUCACGGUGAAGCCAGAUGACGCCCUGAAGUCGGCGCGCGAGGCCGUGGACAUCUUCCGGCAGGUGGACGAGCGUGCGCGGGAGGCCGGCUCGGUCAUCCUGAUCGCGGAGAUCUACCACAGCAAGAGCGAGGACGAGAAGGCGCUGGAUGCCGCGAACGAAGGGCUGAUGCUGGCGAAGGCCUGUGGAGACCCCAAGAAGGAGAGGGACGCGAACAAGCUCAUCGAGCAGAUCGCGGGAAAGAGAUUCGCCUACUACCAGCCGUAUCCGGGCGAGGGUGGGGAAAUGCCGAUGCCGGCGCAGGAACGGCGACAGAUUCGCCGGUUCAAGUCUCGAAGCUCUUUGCCCCAUGUCUUACGCGUGCUGAGUGAAGGUGCCAGGACCCAUCAGUUUAGCGCGCUCUUCUGA